AUGGCAAAGGAUUUGCAGAAAGUGAAAAAUAGCUAUUCUUCAAUUCUCGAAAAGGUGGAUAUUAUUGUUAGGGCUGUAACCAAUAUAGCUCAAUCUUAUAACUCUAUGAUUCUGAAGAUCGAUGGACAAGCUGAGUUGAACAUGAAAUUUUUUGGCAAUAUUGAUGUGUUUUUGGGUGAAUUAAAGACCAUGUUGUCGACUUCAAGUUCUUCUUCUUUAUUCACCCAUGAGUUUUUAACUCAUAAGUUUCGUAUGCCUGAGUCCACAAUUCAUUCUCAAUUGGAUCCUCUUUCGAAAUUGUUGAACGUACUUCCAACAGAUGCCCCACCUGUUAUUACAGGGGUGCAAGGGGGAGAAAGAAAGGUGGAUUGA
Lactuca saligna is the source of this 372-nucleotide messenger RNA. Lineage: Eukaryota; Viridiplantae; Streptophyta; Magnoliopsida; Asterales; Asteraceae. The record is from the annotation of a GenBank genome assembly.